This is a messenger RNA of Eucalyptus grandis, 2733 nucleotides long. RefSeq names its product protein NRT1/ PTR FAMILY 1.2. Gene Ontology annotation, biological process: transmembrane transport. The coding region runs from base 931 to 2544 and encodes 537 amino acids. Gene Ontology annotation, molecular function: transmembrane transporter activity. Gene Ontology annotation, cellular component: plasma membrane. The record is from RefSeq and is a predicted model, not a curated record. Lineage: Eukaryota; Viridiplantae; Streptophyta; Magnoliopsida; Myrtales; Myrtaceae. The transcript has 4 exons.
UAGCAGUUUCCGUGAUUUCUUUUGCGAUCACCGUUCGUCAAAAGACCUCACUUUCAUAUCUUGAAUAUCAAAAUCGAUCGGACCAGAUCCAAACAACCCAUCUCAGGAAACUUAAUGAAGUCUCGAUACCGAUCCUGGAGCGCUGUCGAAGAAAAAGCAACCACUACGUAAGCCGUUUGAUUCGAUGCACCGUCUGACCUCAAAUGACGAAAAGCAAGACAAAAGAACGGGGAGAUUACGUAAGGGCUGAUGUGUCGAUCCCUCGUUUUGGUUGACGUUGAAAUCCGGUUGGUCAAGGAUUGAAAAAUUCUAACGGUGAAAGCUUCAUGUUCGCAAGAUUUUCAACUUUAGGACGAAGGUUUCGAACGAGAAGAUUCUGGUUCUGAAAUUGUCGUUCCUUAAAAGUGGUUUGGUUUCAGGGUGGACGAAGGGACGAGGAGGCGUGACGGCCUCGUGGGGGUUGUCGGUGAUUCUCCAAGAUGUAACCACCUCGGAGACCUCGGAGCAACCUGUUGAGCAGUGGCAGGACCAGUCAAGCCACUCCCCUCGUACGUGUCGACGUUCACGCAACUUCCUCUUGAUAUUUAUUUAUUUUUACUCUAGUUUCUCUAGCCCCUUUCGAUGCCGGCGUUCCCUGCUGUAUAAUCUCCUUCUCAGCUAACAUUUCUCUGACUUUGUGCUCGCGUUUCAUGUCCCUUUAGUUCUCUCUCUCUCUCUCUCUCUCUCUGCGUGAAGAGCGAACAUGAGUCAGAUGGGUGACCGUUCUUGUGAUCCACCGGCCAAGAAGAUGAUCAGAGGGCCGCUCCUGGAGAACCCAACCCCAAAGGGUGGCCUCAGAACCAUCCCUUUCAUAAUUGGAUUGGGGGUGUGUUUAUAUGUGCAGCGAAUGAGGCGUUUGAGAAAGUGGCGAGCUUCGGACUGCUGCCCAACAUGGUGUUGUACUUGACCCGAGAGUACCACUUAGAGAAUGUCGCCGCUGCCAACGUCCUCUUCCUCUGGUCCGCCGCCACCAAUUUCCUCCCAAUCAUCGGCGCUUUCCUUGCCGACUCCUACUUCGGCCGCUACGCAAUGAUCGGGUUCGGUUCCAUCGCCAGUCUCCUGGGAAUGAUUCUUCUAUGGUUAACAACGGUGUUUCCUGAAGCAAGGCCGCCUUCUUGUGAUGAGUUCAGCAAGGACACUUGCGGAUCAGCAACCACAGCGCAGUUGUUGCUCCUAUAUUCUUCCUUUGGCCUCAUGUCCAUAGGAUCCGGAGGCGUAAGAUCAUCUGCCUUAGCGUUUGGCGCUGACCAAAUAAAAACAGGAGCAAACUCCAAGAAUUCAGGCAACUUGUUACAGAAGUAUUUCAGUUGGUACUAUGUUUCGGUCAUGGCCUCAGUGAUGGUCGCGAUGACCUGCAUAGUGUACAUUCAAGAUACCGCAGGGUGGAAAGUUGGUUUUGGAGUCCCCGCUGUGCUCAUGUUCAUAUCGACCUUCUCAUUCUUCUUGGCAUCGCCUUUCUACUUCAAACUGAAGGUAGAAUCAAGCCUGCUCACAAGGUUCUUCCAAGUCGCUGUAGCUGCCUUUAGAAACAGAAGCAUCAAGCUGUCAUCCUUGCGACCAGACGAAUCAUAUUAUAUUGGAAAAGGAUCGAUGCUUCAAGCCCCGAGCGAAAAAUUGAGGUUUCUGAACAAAGCUUGCGUCAUCAGAGAGACUGACCAACUGCACCUCACAGAUGGGAAGGCCCUGGAUCCAUGGAGUCUCUGCACAGUUGACCAAGUCGAAGAGCUGAAAUCGCUAAUCAACAUAAUCCCAUUAUGGUCAACCGGAAUCAUGUUGGCCGUGGCCAGCAACCAGAACACCUUCUUAGUACUCCUUGUCACCUCCAUGGACCGACGCGUCACCCCAAAUUUCGAAAUCCCCGCAGGCUCCUUCAACACUUUCGUGGUUCUCUCUUUGCUAGCAUUCGUUGCUCUCUACAACCGUGUAUUCCUCCGUCUUGCCUCUGCAAUCAUUGGAAAGCCAGUCUAUCCAAGCUUGAAACAGAGGAUGGGGUCUGGGCUCGUUAUAUCCAUCUUCGCAACGUCAGUGUUGGCCAUCGUGGAAUCAGUUAGGCGAAGAGUCGCCACAGAGGAAGAACAUUUGGAUGGAAUGGGGGUGGUAAAAAUGUCUGCGAUGUGGCUACUUCUGUACUAUAUUCUGAUCGGCAUUGCUGAGGGCUUCAAUGCGAUCGCACAAAACCAGUUCUAUUACUCGGAGUUGCCUAAGACCAUGUCUAGCAUCGCCGCUACUCUGUUCGGGGUCAGCAUGGCAGUGGGGAACCUGGUGGCCAGCCUCAUAAUCAGCAUUGUCCAGUUGGUUACUGAGAGAGGAGAGAUGGAGGGCUGGGUUGGGAGUGAUAUCAACAAGGGGCACUAUGAUUACUACUUUUGGGUCAUCACUUGUUUUAGCACCCUCAACUUUGUGUACUUUCUUGCUUGCGGCGAGGCCUAUGGGCCCUGCAAAGGAGAAGGUGGUGAUGGUGCUUCAAGUAGAAUGGCAGAUGAAGACAUCAGUGUCACUUCUUGAAUUAGGCAAAGGAAGUGAUUUUUUCUUCUUCCUUUGACCAUUAGUCAAUAUGGCAUGUAUAUUAAACUUCUGUCAGCAGUAUAUUACCAUUUUACAUGAUUAGAGUCACAUAUCUGGAAUCAUGUCUGAUAUACGGUCACUUAUUUGGUAUGACUAACAAGACAUGAAUGGAGAUUUUAUGUAGUGAAU